This is a messenger RNA of Drosophila mojavensis, 1473 nucleotides long. It is a transcript of the gene T3dh, whose product is annotated as probable hydroxyacid-oxoacid transhydrogenase, mitochondrial. Gene Ontology annotation, molecular function: metal ion binding; alcohol dehydrogenase (NAD+) activity. The coding region runs from base 56 to 1456 and encodes 466 amino acids. Gene Ontology annotation, cellular component: mitochondrion. The transcript is spliced from 5 exons. Lineage: Eukaryota; Metazoa; Arthropoda; Insecta; Diptera; Drosophilidae. The record is from RefSeq and is a predicted model, not a curated record.
AGCUGUUAUCAGUUGCAGAGCACAGCUGAUAGCAUUUAGAUCAACAGAAUAGUUUAUGAAGAUGUCGCGCAAAAACGUCUUAAAUUUGAUCAACACAAUCGUUGCCAACUCCUGCAAGUGUCCAGCCCAUUCGCACAAUUAUGGAUCAGCUGCAGCAGCCACAACCCAAACGGGUCCAAAAGAAUACGCAUUUGAGAUGUCUGCGUCUACUGUGCGCUUUGGUCCAGGCGUAAGCACAGAGCUGGGCGCUGACCUGCGCAACUGGGGCGCGAAUAAUGUUUGUCUGGUCACCGAUAAGAAUGUGGCGAAGCUAUCUUCAGUUCGGGUUGCCCUGGACUCUUUGGCGCGCCAUGGCAUCAACUACCAGGUGUACGACGAGACGCGUGUAGAGCCCACGGAUGAAAGUUUCUGGCAUGCAGCUCAAUUCGCGCGUCGCCAAGAGUUCGAUGCAUUCGUGGCCAUUGGCGGAGGCUCUACCAUGGACACGGCCAAGGUGGCGAAUCUCUUUAGCUGUGAUCGCGAAGCAGAGCUGCUAGACUACGUCAAUGCGCCCAUUGGUCGAGCCAAGGAGAUUUCUGUUAAGCUAAAGCCACUCGUUGCGCUGCCCACGACAUCCGGAACCGGCUCGGAGACCACUGGAGUCGCAAUAUUCGACUAUAAACGGCUGCACGCUAAAACGGGCAUCUCCAGCAAGCAUCUGAAGCCAACAUUGGCUAUUGUUGAUCCUUUGCACACUUUGACGCAGCCGGAACGGGUUAUGGCCUUUGCUGGAUUCGAUGUGUUCUGCCAUGCCCUGGAGAGUUUUACAGCAGUCGACUACCGCGAGCGCGGUCCAGCGCCUGCCAAUCCGAAUCUGCGGCCCACGUAUCAGGGAAGAAAUCCCAUAUCGGAUGUAUGGGCGAAAUUCGCUCUGGACAUAAUAAGCAAAAACUUCAUAGAUGCCAUUUACCAGCCCGACAACCAGAAGGCCCGCUCCAGCAUGCAUCUGGCAUCGACUAUGGCAGGCGUCGGCUUUGGCAACGCAGGAGUGCACCUCUGCCACGGUCUGUCAUAUCCCAUAUCGGGUCAUGUGCGAGAUUACAAGCCCGCUGGCUACUCGGCUGACCAUGCCCUAAUUCCCCAUGGUCUCUCGGUUGUGGUCAGUGCACCGGCUGUCUUUGAAUUCACGUCCUCCGCGUGCCCUGAACGCCACUUGGAGGCUGCUCAGAUACUUGGAGCCGAUGUGAGUGGCGUGAAAGCUGCUGACGCUGGCCGCCUAUUGGCGGACACUGUGCGCGGCUACAUGCAACGGGCGGGCAUAGAAAAUGGCCUCCGCGAGCUUGGCUUUUCCAGCAGCGACAUCCCAGCUCUUGUCGAGGGAGCUCUGCCCCAGGAACGCAUUACCAAAAUGGCUCCACGCGCACAAACCCAAGAAGAUCUAGCCCGACUUUUUGAGAACUCAAUGCAGGUCUAUUAAUUACACAUUUGCACUUA